Messenger RNA from Lemur catta (Ring-tailed lemur), 2799 nucleotides. It is a transcript of the gene AFG1L, whose product is annotated as AFG1 like ATPase. Gene Ontology annotation, cellular component: cytoplasm; mitochondrion. Lineage: Eukaryota; Metazoa; Chordata; Mammalia; Primates; Lemuridae. The record is from RefSeq and is a predicted model, not a curated record. The transcript has 14 exons. Bases 171 to 1676 code for a protein of 501 amino acids. Gene Ontology annotation, molecular function: ATP binding; ATP hydrolysis activity.
GCUGGGGACUCAAGCCCGCCCCGCUGGCUCCUGGAGGUCACAUUCUCUAACUGCUCCCUUUCGUUUUCUCGGGUGGAGCCUUCAGCGAGCACGGCUGGAUUUGACUUUGCCACCGUCUCUCAUCUAGGUUUCAAUAGUUCUCCUCUUCCUACCCUUGUACGGAGCUCAAGAUGGCGGCCUCCUGGUCGCUCGUGGUUACCCUGCGUUCUUUAGCUCAGAGCCCGCUGAGAGGGAGAUGUGUUGGGUGCGGGGCCUGGGCUGCCGCUCUCGCUCCUCUGGCCACCGCGCCUGGGAAGCCCCUAUGGAAAGCCUAUACAAUUCAGACACCUGAGAGUGUGACCCCAACUGCUGCUUCAGAGACUUAUUUGAAAGCUGUGGCUGUUUGCCACGGACCUCUGGACCACUAUGACUUCCUGAUCAAAGCUGACGAGCUAAAGGAUGAUGAACAUCAAAGAAGAGUCAUACAGUGUCUGCAGAAAUUACAUGAGGACCUUAAAGGAUAUAGUAUAGAGGCAGAAGGCCUUUUUUCAAAGCUUUUUUCAAGGAGCAAACCUCCAAGGGGCCUGUAUGUUUACGGAGAUGUUGGUACAGGAAAAACAAUGGUGAUGGACAUGUUUUAUGCUUAUGUGGAAGUGAAGAGGAAAAAAAGGGUUCAUUUUCAUGGUUUCAUGUUAGAUGUGCACAAAAGAAUACAUCGCCUUAAACAGAGUUUGCCAAAAAGGAAACCAGGAUUAAUGGCUAAAUCAUAUGACCCGAUAGCUCCCAUAGCUGAAGAAAUCAGCGAAGAAGCAUGUCUCUUGUGUUUCGAUGAAUUUCAGGUCACUGACAUUGCUGAUGCCAUGAUUCUGAAACAGCUUUUUGAAAAUCUGUUCAAAAACGGGGUCGUCGUUGUGGCAACAUCCAACAGGCCACCAGAAGAUCUCUAUAAAAAUGGACUCCAAAGAGCUAACUUUGUACCAUUCAUAGCUGUCCUGAAGGAAUAUUGUAAUACGGUCCAGCUAGAUUCUGGGAUAGAUUACCGGAAAAGGGAACUCCCUGCUGCAGGAAAACUCUACUACCUCACAAGUGAAGCUGAUGUGGAGGCUGUCAUGGAUAAGUUGUUUGAUGAGCUGGCUCAGAAACAAAAUGAUUUAACUAGACCAAGGAUUCUAAAAGUGCAAGGCAGAGAGCUGUGGCUGAAUAAAGCCUGUGGAACCGUUGCCGACUGCACAUUUGAAGAGCUGUGUGAGAGACCACUUGGAGCCAGUGACUAUUUGGAAAUAUCUAAGAAUUUUGAUACGAUAUUUUUACGAAACAUUCCACAAUUUACACUGGCAAAGAGGACUCAAGCUCGAAGAUUCAUAACCCUCAUUGAUAACUUUUAUGAUUUCAAGGUGCGCAUAAUUUGCUCUGCAUCAUCUCCUAUAUCAAGCUUAUUUUUAUAUCAACAUCAUGACAGUGAGUUGGAGCACAGCAGAAUACUGAUGGAUGAUUUGGGGCUGAGCCAGGACUCAGCAGAAGGACUCUCCAUAUUUACCGGAGAAGAGGAAAUCUUCGCAUUUCAACGUACGAUUUCCCGACUCACAGAAAUGCAGACUGAACAGUACUGGAAUGAAGGAGACAGGACCAAGAAGUUUCCUCACAACAGAAAGAGUAUGUUUUUUACCCCGAGAUCAAGCUUGGUAGGCAGUACCUGAUCUCAAGUGGUCACAGAGUUGUCUGAAAAAAUCAAGGAUUAUGACACCACCAGGUAAGGAACAAGUGUUAAAUUACAACUAACAGGCAGAUCCCCCAACUCUGACAGCCAGGAAUGGGGACCAGUGAGAGAGUGUUGGGAGGGGCAGAGUCCAGACACACCAGGCAGCAGAGUGGACUCCUGCUCAUCUGAGGCCAGCUGGGGCCCUGGUGGGCAGCAGGCUCCUUCUGACUGCUCAUGCGCAUUUGCUCCAGGUGCAGAAGGCCACUCCCCAGCCUUGCUGCUGAUUCUUCAGCAAGAUAGACCAAUAGGACAUGAUAGAACACUUGACAAACCUACUUUAAAUAAGAUCUGAUUUGUCCUUCAUUGAACUCAUUUCUUGAUUCAUUUAAGUAAAACCUGACUUUGCUAACUUGUCACAAAGGGGAUUUUGGUUGAGGCUGUUAAAAGAAUCUUCAAAAAGAGUCUUAAAAAAAGAAAAAAGAAAUCCCCAAAGUCUUGUGAAAAUCAAGCAUUUUGGGGGGUAGAUAUGGAUGAGUGAGUUCAAACAAUGCUUAUAAUUAUCAACAUAAGUAAGCUCGUUGAACCUAUUUAUUAAUAUUCUUCCACAUUAGUCUAUUUUGGACAUUAACCUAAUGAAGUCAAGCAGAUAGAUGGAUGGGUACCCAAGCGGAGAAAAAAGUUUAAAUUGAGUCAUCUGAAAAUUAAAUGUGGUUUAAAAAUAUUUUUAUUCAAGUGAAACACAGUGAGUUCCAAAGAGGCUAAGUAAUAGGGAGAAAGGAUGGGAAACAACCAAUAUAUGCCAGACUUAAUGCUAGAUAUUUACAUUAGCUCAGUUUAAAAAAUAGUCCUAGAAAGUGAAAAUAAUCAUCCCUGUUUACGGAUAAAGAAACUGAGGCUUAGAAAAAUGAAGUAGCUUGACCUGAGAUUCACAAUUUACAAACUAUAAAACUCAUGUACUAUAUUUUAUACCGUACGGUCUCCUACUCUCACUAUAAAAAAGAGAUCAUUUUAAAUACUGAUUCACUUUUUAAAACUCAGUAAAGUUGAAGGUGAAUUUACAACAGAACCAUUGCUUUGAACUCAAUAAAUAUAAAAUGUUUAAUUUUAUUCUUUAAAUAUUA